Messenger RNA from Paramuricea clavata, 13161 nucleotides. NCBI's taxonomy places the organism in Eukaryota, Metazoa, Cnidaria, Anthozoa, Malacalcyonacea, Plexauridae. The record is from the annotation of a GenBank genome assembly.
GUUGUUAUAGUUUUCUCCACUGGUUUUCUCACACUAAAAUGGAUCCUCGCUCGGUUAAGAUGUUUCUCAGCAUAUUGUGUCUCGCUUUCGCCGCGCAUUUAAUUCAAGGUAAGUGAUGUAGCUUCGCAUUUUUGCGCGAUAUAGUUAUGGACACAGACAGAUAUCUAGCGGCAGAUAUAACAGGCGAAAUUAAACGUGAUUAAAUAUAAAUACUAACGUGUAUGCGAUAUUAAAAACGACACAAUGCAAAAUUAUUGUUCUAUAAUAAAACGCGUACAAUGAGUUGUUGCUACAGAUCAAAGAUUUUGACAGAAUAGGGCGUUCUGUAAUUCAAACACUUGCGCACAUCAUUCCUGGGGGGGGGGGGAUAGGGGAACGCGUCCGCUCAGUUUUUGGACUUUUUACUGUUGAAAGUAAAUUUUAGUAUUUUCUAAUAAAAAACUUCACCAUUAACUCUAUACUAACCUAAGGUAAUGCGCGCACUUUUAAGCAUAUAGAAAACUUCGAAAACUAGAACCGCGAUAAUGCCAUUUCCUGCGAUUUGGGCAUUUGAAUUCCGAGCUCCAGUUUGACCUCAAAAAGAGGCAAAACCAUAUUUUAACCACAAAUCGUGCUUGAUGACGAUUUGAUAACCAAUUUGACGAAUCAUCGCACAAAGGUAAACUGAAAACCCAUUGAACCCAAGUGAAAUUCUAUUGCCCACUGGGAAUCGGUUAAACACGCAAUAACAUAUUUUCUUUAUUAAAUUGACUGGAGAUGUUUACUAUGAAAUCAGCUUAGGAACAUUUCGAACCCUGAAUUGCACGAACGUGACGAACCGCAUGCUACCAACACAAUUCCACGCCCUUAAGGCCUGAUCAAACGAGAACGCAAAAUCAUCGUAAGUAAACUGGCACCGUUGUUUAAACGCCAUUGAAAGAAAGCGAAAAGCUGCCAGCAUCGUGUUAUUUUCUCUGCUUGAUGAAGACGAAACGUCGCGGGCUUGGACACGUGGAAAAACUCAGUAUAGAGAAUGGAUUAAGUGAAUAGUGAUUAUUCAAUGUAAUUGCGAUAAUCUUCUGAGAAGAAUUCAGUCCCAGAGACACCUUUUUUGUCCCCUAGCUGAGUUGGACCUUUUCCUUUGAUGUUUCCAGUUUUAUUGGGAACGAUUUCGCUUUUAUUGAUAUUUUUUAUACUUUCUGUGUUUUGAGGGUAUUUUGAACGAAGUUUUCGAUUCCGAUCCGGCGUCUCCGCGUUUUUACAGUCACGAGAAAAUAGGAUAACGCGUGCACAGAGGACUGUAGGGACUAGCCUGGCAAUGGUCUGGCCUGGCGUUUCUAUGGUUCCCAUGGGAACUGGUCACGAAAAGCUUGCUUGAACUUGCACUUUUUUUUCAAACGUAUCGCAAGUGCUCGCAAGUAAAAAAACUUGCGAUGAAGUUGAACCAGCUCAAAUCAUUCUCAAGCUAUACAGCAUGUCAUCGCAAGUUGAUGGUCAAACAAGGCACUGAGCAAGCGCAAGUUAUCAAAUUAAACUUGCGAUGAGUUGUGUUCUUGUUUGAUCAAUCAGGCCUUUUAUACGCUACUUAUUUUCCUUUCAGGAGCUAGCCAGUGCGUGCGAAUUAACAGUGAGCCAUCACGCCAUUGUGCAGUUAAAUGUACUGUGGAUACAGCUGUGUGAAUCCCAGUAAGUAUACUGUAUACCUAGGGUGCCCUUUAAGAAAUGCAAUUUUGCUAUGUUCCAGAUUUUUGGAUAUGUUCAGAUGGGCAUCUAAAAUUUAAUCUAAGAGAUGAAUUUUGACACUAAGAUGAUUAAAAUUGUUCUAUUGUAGUAGAAACAAUGUUAUGGCUGUUGUGGAAGAAAGUGACUGGUUCAACCAAGGAUAUAUUAUAAGGACAUCUCUGCCUUCUGAGGGCAGAACGGGAAAUAUACCUCUGAUAAUAGUAGAAUGUACAGGACGUUGGGGGGGGGGGGGUUAAUUUCUAUUCCCUCCCUGGAAUGACUCAAUUUGUAUGUUCUUUUCCAAGGAGACACCAGGAGGCAGUUGUUCAAAGGUGGGUUAGCGCUAUAACCCUGGGUUAAUUUAACCCGCUGUUUUAGUUUUUAUAUUUCUACACGUCUGUUUAUCAAAACGUCAGAGAAGUAAACUCCUAUCGAUCUAGACAAGAUCUCUGAAGAAAUAUUUCCAAAUUUAUAGUAAGCUGUGAGGAUGUUUACUUUGAAUUUUAGGUUAACUUAGGGUUAAACUAACACAGCUUUGAACAACCGGCCCCAGACCGAUAAACCUAUGCUGGGAAAGGGGAGUGGGGGUGCGGUGCAAGUGGCCACCUGUCCUUUCACAAGAUGGGUAUGGGCAGGGACGCCGGAACGAUAAAAAAGGCAAAGGGGGGCAGACGCACACCAAAGGGCAUCUCUAUAGAUCAAAACUUCGAAAUUUACCCGAAAAAUAUUUUUUUUACAUUAUAUUUUUUUGGGGCGACCUCCCCCACCGACCUGCCCCCCGUCGCCAAAAUUUUUCGUGACGUAAAAAAUUUUUCCGGACAUCAGCAAUUUUCUCCAUUUAUCCGAAAUUUUUUUCUAAAAUCAAAAAUAUUUUCUACAAUUUUUGUAAAUUAACCUCAUUCUUUUCCAGAUUCACAUUUAUUUUUGUAAAUUAACUUUCUCUGGGCCUAUAAAUUACCUGAAUCUCAUGAUUUUGUCCGAAAAAGCAUCACUGCAAUUGUGAUUUAUCAGGUAGUAUUUUACAACUAAAAGGGCACUUCUGCCCCCCUUGCCCCCCCCCCCUAGCAAAAGGCAAGGGGGGCAGCUGCCCCCCCAGUUUCGGCGUCCCUAGGUAUGGGUAAGAUUCAGAAUACCCCGAAUACUUGAAAAUUGCGAUUAUACGAUAAAAUAAAACAAAGUUUGUGAAGGGGAUAAAAUUUGUAGGCAAGCAUUGCUCCUGAACGGCAAGUGUUGGUGUCCGGCGAAACAAGCGAAUCCGUAUAUUCCUGUACAGCGUAAACAGGUUACGCGAGGUUUUAUAUUUGUGUUUAUUUAUAUCGAACUAUGUCAGAUCUAUAAGAGCAUAUUUAAACUAAAUAUUAAAGGCAAUAGCCAUAUUGUUCAAGACGAGAGAAAGCAAAUUUCGUGUGAAUCACCACUUGCAUAGAGACGCCUAAAUGCAGCUUUAAAAUGCGGGUCUCUGAAAAAGCAUUUCCUGCAUUCUGAGAACACAUUUUUUUAAAAAAUGUCAGCUUCUUAGAACAAAGUUUUAAUGGUGAAAUUUGUAGUAAAAUGCAUGCUAAACAUUCAAACACAACGUCUUUUCAAUGUUAAACUCGUUUCUCAAUACAGGUCCUAGGGCCCUGGCUUUGGAGUUUGGGGCAAUAGGCCAUUUUUUUCGUCAGUAGUUGGGCAGAGGAAAGGGCCCAGUGGGGCAAAUGCCCCACCAGUCCAUAGUAUUAAAAAAUGCCUUGGCUAACAUCACUGAGGUUCAGAUUUAAUUUCCACUACCGCUACCAUUAAGGACCAAUAACGAUGCGUGUGCUAAGCCGGUGAGAAGUUAGUGGUAGCGAUAGUCGAAGUCAAAUCUGAACCUCUCCAAUAGUAAAACUAGUAGUACAACUGAAUAACUAAUUAACUGAUAAAAAGUGUAUACUCAUGUCACUAAGCCAUCCAGUAUCAGCAUGCAUAUUGAUGUGUGUUGCACAGCUGAGCGAGAGCGCUCUCAGUUUUAGUCUGACGAUAGGCUCUCCUAGUAAACUCGACGGUUUGCACUAAAAAAAGGUUCUUGCAUAUUUAUAAAUUUCGAGGUCACUGGUGGGUUCACGGCAAUAGACCGCACGGCAGUUCUCAUAUUGUAAUUUCCUGAAUUUCAUUCACAAUAUCUUUGCAAGUCUACAGCUAUGUUAUUUCAUUUCAGGAAUGCGUUGUUCAAAGCCCAGAAAAGUACGAAAUGGACAGAUUAUUUUCAAAUCAUAUUGUUUUAAUGCUACCCAAAGAGUUGUAUGUAAUGCUGGCUUCAGAUUGACAGGAUCUGCUGUAAGAACGUGUCGUGGAAAAGGUUAUUGGGACGGAAAACGAGCCAGAUGUAGUAAGCUAGUAUAUUGAUUGUUCAGUUGAAAAGAUAGGGUACAGUCCGAUCUGCGCAUGCGCACAUAGGAGUCUCAUGCUGUGAUAUAAACACUUUAAUGAGGUUUUUAUUUCAUUUUAUGUUCUUGCAAAGCCUGAUUGUUGUAUCUUGAUGACUUGAUAAUUUAUUAUACUGUAGAAGCAUUAAAAUAUAAAUAGUUGUCGAAUAAAGUUCAAUAUUUUGAAUACCGAAAUGUACCCUACCAUUAAUUAAAUUAUUUGUUCAUAGAGCUCAAAAUAUUUCCUCCUCAUAAAUGCCAAACCAAGGGAAGGUUUUUAAUUUUGCUCUUAAAAUUUAAAUUUUAGACAAUGUAUUCUUCUGUGUACAAUGUUUGGGUUGUAUAUAUGGAAAAUUCUCCUGUGUAAUUAAGUGCAUGCAUGGCCACUCUACAAGAGCGAAAGACCACACCUAAAUUUCUGGGUUUCUGCAUGUGUGCAGUUGCUACAGAACUGCAAAUAUUUACACCAUUUUGGAUGACUAAAAAAUUAAAUUUGUCCAUGUUUUUCAGGAAGAGCACAAAAGAACUGUCAAGAUCCAGGAAUGAAGGGCUUGUUACUACGUACAGCCGAUGAAACGACGUCAUUUAAACCAGGAACAAAGUUGAGCUACUUUUGUCCACACAAGUUCAUUCUGAGAGGAUCAAGAGAAUUGAUUUGUAAUGGAGAUGGCACUUGGUCAGCUUCUUUACCGAAAUGUGUUGGUAAGUCUUUAGGAUAACGUUUUAACUCUUACUAAAGAUAAAAACAAACUUGUUUAGAACUGAUGUUGGAAGCGACCUAAAAUUAUCAUCCAAUUUGCAAAAAGAACUUAAUGGGAAGAUCCAUAUACCAUUAUACAUACAGUUGUAGUUGGACAUUUCAGAGUUUAAAUAACUUCAAGGGAAGCUAUAUACGGAGCAACGUUUGAUUUAGAGUUUGUCUAAAAAUGUCCUGGAAGAUUGGAUUCUGCCCUUUUCUGGCUAAGAUCAUUUUUCUGCUAUUGGAAGUCAGUGAUUUACUUCAAGUAUUUCCAGUGUGACAGAGAUGGAUGUAUAGACUUUAAGCCUUUUACUUCGUGAUGUUAUUUCUAAAGAGAGCUACACUAUAUUGAAAACAGAAUAUAAGUCAACAUAUAGGUGAAACACCUACUAAAGGGCAGUGCUGUAAAUAACUUUGUUUCGAGUAACGAAAUUACAAUUAAGUAAUCGUUACUUUUUAAGUACUAUUUAAAACAAUAGCAUGCAGGAGUAAAGGAAUACCGAAUGGUUUUCCGUGCAGGAUUGCGUGAUCCGUGCACGAGGGAUGUCGCGAGACUUUCGGAAAGCGUGAAAAUACUCGAGCCGCAGGCGAGUGUAUUUUUACGCUUUCCGAAAGUCGAGCAACAUCCCAAGUGCAUGGGUCACGAUAUCCUGCUUGGAAAACCAUUUGGUAUUUGUUUUAUAAAACUACUACAGUGAAACAAUGACAUUUUGAGAAUCCCGCGAAGGCAUUUUAAUUCCCCGUGCAGGAUAGCCUGAUCCUGCACGGCUAUUGGCCAAUCAAAUUGCGUGUUCCACUGUAGUUAUUAUAUAAUGCUUUAUCACCAGUGGCGUAGCCAGAACGAUAAUUGGGGGGCCUAUAUUCAUAUAUUCGUGUUCUGCUUUAUUAAUUUAUUUUGAAAUCAAUUGUUUUUAUGGUAUGUGAACACAAAUAUAUGAAUAUGCCCCCCCCCCCCCAAUUAUCGUUCUGGCUACGCCACUGUCCACUGUUUAUCACAUAUAAAACUCGAGGAGACAGCCGAGUGUUUUAUAUCUGAAUGAUAAAGCACAGACUGUGUUUUAAAUGGCUUAAAAAACGACCCAGCUUAUGAGUUUAUUUGCGAAGUAAUUUUAAAAAUAAACGUUGUCUAAGUCAAGAAAAUCAAAGCUAAAGUUUACAUGAUUUUUUAUCAGAUAUAAAACCAUCGACAUGCUAGUGAUUUCCUUUGUCUUUUCUUUAUGAAUUAUUAAUGAGUUUUUUUAAGUAACUGUAACGGUAACUAGCUAGUUAGGUUUUAAAGGUAACUGUAACCCCCCCAAAUUAACUUUCUUUCGUUGCAUAAGCAAUUUAAAAUUUAUUAUUAUCGUUACUAUUGAUAUCCACCCAUGCAGCUGGCCAUAAAAUGACAUUUUUGUUCCUUUUCCAGCGCCAAAAUGUACAGAGGCAGUUUUACCAGCUCAUACACAAGUGAAAUCACCCAGGAACUGGAGAAACCGACGAAAAUAUGGAAUGCGUUUCACUCUGUCAUGUCAGAAUGGUUAUACUUCGACACAACGUGGCACAUUGGUCUGUGAUGCUCCGGGAUGGAGACUGGAACCCAGUUCAUUCAAGUGUUUUCGUAAGUGACUAUCUUGACCUAACCUACUUUACCAUACAGAAGCGGAAAAGCCUCCACGCCAUGAUUCUAGCCAGUUCCUUUUGCCAUCAUGCCAUGUUCCUAGCCAGUGCGUUUACGAGAGGCAUUCACCCCCUGAACAUCUGCCAUUUAGAAUACUUUCGGGGGGGGGGGGUGAAUGAGGAACACGGCGAAAUUUUUUUAGCGACGGGGGGGGAGAGGUCGUCAAAAACAAUUUUUAGGUGCCCUUUUUUUUGAAAAGUGCCCUUCAAGGCCUGGCCCCCCAACUUUUCGAAGCUUCCUACGCCCCUGCACCAGGGUUUGCAAAAACUUAUUUCUCCUUUACACUGAAACCUUUCGCAGUAUGAAUUCUUCUCUAGUAGCUCUAUUACGUUUACGCACAGUUCCCCAUAUCUACAUACACAAGCACAGAAACCUUGGGUAUCAUGAGGUUGCAGAUAUCUCAACAUUGCAUACUUGUUUAUAAAACAUAUUUCAAACUUUAGCUGUUAAGAACACGACGCCCAAAAUUCACAGCACGACAUCAAGUCCAACUGGUACUACUACUCAAUUUCAAACAACUGAUGCUCUAAGUAAGUAACGAAAUUAAUAUUUUACAGUAGUAUAAGACAACUACAUUUAAACAGUUAAAAAUAUUAAGACUAAACUAAUUUAGAUUAGUCUUAAUAUUUUUAACUGUUUAUACGUAUGUAGUUGUCUUAUACUAGCUACUGUAUUUGGUACGAAAACGUGGUAUUCUUCCAAAAUCAAACGGACUUGAAGGACUUCGGUGGUCAAAGGGUCGCCACCAACCCAUAUAAGAACAGGCUUUGUGAUUGAUUGAUCAUAACAAUGAAAGACAAGGAACUACAGAAAUUAUCUUUCUAAAGAACGAGUCAUAAACAUGCACUGAUCACUUUUGUUCUAUGAAACCAAUCACAAAACACGAUUAUUUUAGGUGGUGUUUACUUGGGUAUAAUCGUCAGAGCAAACGCCGAUCUCUGCGAUCAUGGCUUCGAUUCUCGCUACCAACUCAUGACACGUAUAUGGAAAGGUGACUGCCAGAGGUGCCUUCACAAAAUGAAACCUUCAGCUCGAUCAGGUUGAGCUGCAUCCUUCAUAAUUCAGCUUAGUUUUCAGCUGCAAGUAAGGAUGAUUUGCAACCAACCCCCCCCCCCCCCCUCCUCACCUAACCCGUGUUGUUCCUGUGACCAUAGGGUGCAAUAGGGGGCUAUAGCCCCCCCCCCCGAAAAGAAAUAACCUUGCUUACCAAAACAGUUGUGGAAAUUUCAAUUUGGUGGUCAUUUUAAAAUUUUCUACUUUUUUACAACCUGUAGAUCCCCAACUGUUCCUAAGGGCCACUAGUUCCUUAUGGCAGUUUAUUAGACACUUUAUUCUUACAGUUCAAAGUUGUCAAGAUCCAGGCACGCCGUGGAGAGGUAGCAAGAAUGGAAAUCUACACGUCGGACAAACGCUUCAUUUCUCGUGUGCUCAUUGCUACCAACUUAGAGGUAGCCCAACUAGAACAUGUCAAUCUGAUCUAAGCUGGUCUGGGAGUCAACCCACAUGCACUGGUGAGCUUCAUGAUUUCAGUUUUGUGUUUUUAUUUUGAAUUUUCAGUUCUCAGCAAGUUUCGCUUUAGCCGACGAAUGACUUCUAUAAACUAACAGUGGCGUAUCCAAGGGGUCAAGUAGCACUCGUGGCCUCCAGAACUGUUCUUGUGAAUAGUUCAAAUCGUGCAAAAGUGGCUGCAAUGUCUGGAAUAAUGAUAACAUAUGUUAUGGGUUUUUUCAGGGUUAUAGUUUUUCUCAUCCCAGAAUGCGAGAAAUGCUGUUCUAGCGACUCUAGAAAUUAGAAAUUUCUCCAGGGGAAAAUGCCCCUCGUUUCCUCCGUAUACCCUCCCUAGGGUUCUCAGUUCUCACGGUAUUUGCGCUCCUGUGUUUUGAAUUCAUUUUCGCUUACCCCAACCAAAGUCAGGACCCUGGCUGCGGCAUUGUUAAAACCAAGUGAAAUUGUUUUGUGUUUGUCCAAAUGGAGUUGAAUUCCUGAAUUAGACAUCCCCAAUUGCUUAGUCAUGGUUUACUGAAAUAUCGCUUUUAUAUUUAGCUAUUAAAUGCAGCGCUUUAUCUCACCCUACAAAUGGAAGAAUAGUUGCAUAUUCAAACUUCUGCGGAAGAAAACAAACAGAAUUUAAAUGUUAUUCUGGCUAUCAGUUAAGAGGUUCAAGAAGAACAACUUGUCAGAAUGACGGAAGAUGGUCUGCAACGAGUCCAACCUGUGUCCGUAAGUUUUAAUGUAAUAAUUGUACGUACUACGUACCAUAAAAUGUACAUUGCGUUUAUACGAGGAUGCAGGCUGGCCUGCUUGGCGAGAUCCUGUGUGCAAACUGCAAAAGCCGCGAGACCAUAGAUAGGCAGGAUGGAACUCGCCAGCCCACUAACCGGGAUGAAAGAAAAAGUAUGUAUACUUUAAAAUAUAUAAACGGGUAUUUAUAGUCUAGCUAAAACUUGUCAGUUCUGAUCCUGGCAUUCCAAGAAAUGGAUAAAAAGCAAGGCAGCACACCAUUCUUGACACUGAUGUUUCUUCCGAGUUUAUUCGGUCCAAUUUUCGUAUUUAGUAUUAGUAUACAAUUUUUUGCUUGGGACUAUAUAAUGUUUGGGACUAUAUAUUGUUUUCACCACCCGAAAAUAAAAGUCAUAUCUUCAAGCCAUCGUGUAUUGCGUGUAAUAUCCUCUACGUGUAUAUUGUAGCAGGGCUUGUGUGCUUUUGCGCUUGUGGCUCUCUCAACCUCGUACCUAUUCGUACCCAGGGAUUUAGCAUAAGCACAGAAGCCUUAAAAAUCUGGAAAUUUUUAAAAAACGACCUGACCUGUCUUAUGAGUUCAUUGGCGAAGUAAUUUUAAAAAUCAACGCGCGUUGUCUAAGCCGAGAAAAUCAAAGCUAAAGUUUAUGUAAAUUAAAAUUAUUUUUAUCACAUACAGUAUAAAACCAUCGACACGGCAGUGGUUUUCUUUCCAUUUUCCUCAUGAAUUAUUGAAUUUUUAAAAUUUGUUUAAAUAUUAAUUAAACAACACAUUCCAUAUUUUAGCCGUUAAGAUCACGACGCCAAGAAUUGACACCAAGAGGUCACAACCAACUAGUACUACAGCUACACAGUUUCAAACAAUUAUUGCUCUAUUAAGUAAGUAACGAAAAUUAAUACAGUCGAACCUCUAUUAAGCGGUCUUCCAUUAAGCGGCCACCCUCUAUUAAACGGCCACAUACCGAAGUCCCAAAAUUUUUGUAAUACAAAUACUAUAAACUAUAUCCCUCUAUUAAACGGCCACCUCUAUUAAGCGGCCGCGGCCACCCAAAGAGCGGUCCCAAAUGUUUUAUGUCAAUUUUUACCUCUAUUAAGCGGUCAGCCUGCAGGAUUUACUUGGCACAACACCUUGUCAAGAGAGCCGAAAAUAAAAGUCGAGCUACAAUCCUGGCCAAAACUCAUGUGGACACUUAAUCCACUUUUGCAAAAAUCAUAACAAACACCUAAAACUUGAAUUUACUUGCAUAUCCCCCACUCCCCCUCUUCAAUGUUGCUUAUCCGACUUAACCACACUUUGUAUUUGAUGAAAAAUCCCAUUCAACAUUGGCAUGGGGGAGCCGGGGGGGGAGGGUAAUUAUUUAGGGAAAACGCCUUUCGAGGCCAAAUUCUGUGGGUUGUCCACAACCUUUUGGCCAGGAUUGUAGUUUGCUUUAUUUGUAAAAGAAGGCUUAAAAAUUAUGUUUUAACACAUGCCACUUUACACCUCAAAAGCUUUACACCUAAAAAGCACGGACUACGCCCAGGGUCUAUUAUUUGCGUACCUCUAUUUAGCGGCCACUUCUAUUAAGCGGCCACAAAGCCGAUCCCCGAGGGUGGCCGCUUAAUAGAGGUUCGACUGUAUUUUUCAUCAGAUUAGUUCAUACAGUAGUUUUCAUAUUUUUAACUGUUUAUAUGUUGCAUGACUGAAUUGUACAAGUUUUGCAAGCGUUAUUGAUUUUACAACUAACAUUGCAAUUUCAUCUCGUCAAGCGGGAUGAAAAACUCUGCACGGAAAUAUUCGUCCCGCUAGGCGAGACGUCUCGGUAAGCGGGAUCAUAUGAACUAGCCCUCAAACCACUUUGGAUAACGUAAGAGCCAAGCUAAUUCUUUAGGCUCAUCAUGUGGUAAUCCUGUCCUUCCACCACGUGCAAGAGUACGUAUUCACCGAGGAACUGUCUUGUUCAUUGGAUGUAAAGAGAAUUAUUCGACUUUAAUAACUGGCUUAAUGCGGUGUGUUGGAAACACAUGGAGACGCAUAAGAGAUCCAAAUUGUUUAGGUAUGUGUAGAGCUCCUAAAAUCAAUUAGGUAGUCAAUCAGUAAUAAUUCACCGGUCGUUUGGCCAGUCAUAUAAUUUACUCAUAUAUGCUCCCUAGAUUAUGCUGGCUCUGCGAUUUGUUACUGUUAUUGUAUGUGUAUUUUAGCUAAAAGUUGUUCUAAUCCUGGCAUUCCAAAGAAUGGAUAUAAACACGGUUUAUCGUAUUUUGUUGGUGAUGUGGUGACAUUUACUUGUGACGGUUGCUACCGUUUGGUAGGCAACUCCAAAAGGACAUGUUUGAAAAAAGGAACUUGGAGUUAUAGACAACCAAUUUGUUUGUGUAAGUCAUGUUCAUUGUUCUUUACUCACCAUCAUCAUCAUAAUCAUCAUUAUCAUCAUCACCAUUAUCAUCAUCAUUAUCAUCAUCAUUAUGACAAACAUCACCACCAUCAUAUUUACCAUUACCAUCAUCACCAUUCCACAUCAUCGUCAUCAUUACCACAGCAAUCACCACCACCAUCAUUAUCAUCACCAUUGUCAUCACCACCAUCAUAAUCAUAAUUAUCAUCAUCAUCACCACAUCAUCAUCAUUACAAUAUCUUCCUCAUCAUCAUCAUCAUUACCACACAUCAUCAUCAUCAUCAUCAUCAUUACAUCAUAUCAUCAUUAUUCUAACCAUAAUCAUUGUCAUUAUCAUCGUUAUCAUCCUUAACAUCAUCAUCGUCAUCAUCAUCAUUAUUAUUAUGUUCUCUUAGUCACCUUCAUCAUCAUCAUGAUUAAUAAGACAACAUCGCCACAAUCAUCGUCACCAGCACCACUAUCAUCACUAUCACUGCCAUAAACACCACUACCAUCAGCAUUAUCACUGCCAUCAUCAUCAUCAUCAUCAUCAUCAUCAUCAUCAUCACCAUCAUCAUCUUUGAUCAUCAUCACCACCAUCACCAUCUUCAUCACUACCGCCAUUAAUUAGAACUACUACCAACGAACGUCUCUCUCUGUUUCAAGUGAAAACAUGCUCUAAACUCCAGGACACAAACCAAGCCACCGUAUCUUACAUCUCCCAAACAUGCGACUCUGUAGCCACAUACACAUGUAAAGACACCAGACUGACUAUGUUGGGUUCUGGAGAGAAAAUUUGUAACAAAAGUGGAAUGUGGGAAGGUGCAGAACCAAAGUGCAUCAGUAAGUUUCAUUAUGUCUCACUCGGCUAUUUCGCUGCUAACGAAUUUAAGCAGAAUCAAUAUUUGAAUAAUGUUGUGUUUUUCUGUAGAUCCUAAUCUCAACAUAGCACUUGGAAAACCUGCUUCUAUGUCAUCACAUUGGAAGUUACAUGGUGGACCUGCAAGUGUCGCGGCUGAUGGAAAGAGAAGUGGAAUUAUGCUAUCUACCAAAUAUGAAUAUGGAUCAUGGAUAAAAAUCGAUUUACUAAAAGAGGUAUUGCUUGCUAAGAACACUUAUAGUUACUAAACUGACUGAUGUUUACUCAACUUGUUCUUUCUAAUAUAUUUUAGCUUUCUUCUUCCCCAAUGUUACUACAGGAGGACACCAGAACACUCUUGUGAAAAACUCGUGGUGUUUGGUAGACUCAGUCUUCACAGCUACAUAGGAUAAUAAGGCACUUCUGCUCGUGUUUUAAAUAGUAGCCUACAGAGCACUGCUGCUCGUGUUUUAAAGUGCAAAGGUGUAUCUGCAUGGUCUCAAUCUUAUUUAUGCAAUUUUGAUGAUACUCAGAGACUGUAUACUUCCGCUAAAAUGGGCAUUCAAUUACGGAUUCAAUUUACUCUAUUCGGCAAAGAUAAACUUCAGACCUAUUAAUUUCUCAUCCACUUUCCAUCCAAAUUUGACCAAAAUUUAAUCAAUUUGUCCUUGGGCAAUGUCAUUAGUCUCACCGAUCUUCUUAUUAAUACGUCUGAUAUUUUUAAAUCGUGAUUAUUUUUUUCCUGCUGACAGACAAAUUAACACACACACAAAUAACCACGUGACGAUGAGGUCAUUGUAUAUAAACAUUACAUUCAGUAUUGAAUCUUUGCAACAUUGUAUUUGCUAUAUUUAGGAUACAGUGUCAACUGUGAUCGUGGUGAACAGAAUUGACUGCUGUAUUCGCAGGAUGGAUCAUUUCAAGGUAUCCGUGGGGAACAAUGGUAACAAGGCGGGGGCAAAUACAGAAUGUGGUGGACGAUCAAGGGCUAAAGGGGGGCCGAAUAUUAUCCAAUGUUCCACGACGCUACGAGGAAGAUAUGUGUUCGUGUUUAUGCCAGAGAAAAGGUACACUAUCAUGGCCCUGUUUGAAGUCGAGGUGUAUAGACGAGGAAUGACAGAAUAAUUUUUCAAUAUAAAGUCACAAUUAACGAAGUCACUUAGUUAUCAACAUAAUAUUGUGUUAGUAGAAGAUUAAAUAACCAGAUAAUAUACUUUGAUCUGUAU